Molecule: messenger RNA, 1188 nt
Organism: Rhopilema esculentum
Lineage: Eukaryota; Metazoa; Cnidaria; Scyphozoa; Rhizostomeae; Rhizostomatidae
Product: proteasome activator complex subunit 3
Biological process (GO): positive regulation of endopeptidase activity; regulation of proteasomal protein catabolic process; regulation of G1/S transition of mitotic cell cycle
Cellular component (GO): cytoplasm; proteasome activator complex; nucleoplasm
Molecular function (GO): endopeptidase activator activity
Source: RefSeq, a predicted model, not a curated record
ACCCAGGCCUUUAUUGUCAAUAUCAUGGCUGUCGUGUGGGGUUGAAACUGGAAUAGAAUUUCUGCUUUCAGUUGGCCAGGGAAGUUUCAACACACAAAUGAGUCAUAUAUUGUCGAUAAGAACAUAUUAAAGACAUUUGGAUAGUCAUUCGCUCCGGUAUUGGUACAAGAUUGAUUGCUGAAGUCAGUUAGUGCUAUUGAAAAGUCACGUUACUCAAGAAUUGUACAAGGGAAAUAAAAACUUUUAUUACAAUACAAGGAACUUCUAGCCUCAAGUGCAUUUAAGACCAGAGAAUCAAACAGCACACUUAGACACUGGAUCAUAUAUCACCAUCAAAAGCUUCAAGAUGGCUCACGACGCUUCAAAAGUGUUAAACUUCAAGUGUGGAAAUCUGGAUAUCAAAGGUUUAGAUGAGAUAAGAAAAUUUGCAAGGGAACUUGUGUCAGAGACUGAAGAGCUAAUAUCUCAAGUUAUUCCAGUGAAAAUUUUGGCAUUAGAUAAGCUUUGCAAGAGUGAACUGUUCAAUAAGGAGAAAAGCACGUCAUACGAAGUUGAUAUUCAUAUCCCAAGAAAUGGCCUCCAAAGUCACACAAACUCGUCUGAAAGCAGCACAGUCAUAGCUGAUGGCGAUGUUAAGUCUGUUGGAAAGAAAAGAAAGUUUGAAGAAACAGAGGAUAAAGAAUGUCAAGAGUCAGUGCCAAUCAACAAUUUUUUGACACCAAUGAUCCAAGCAAUCAAACCAGAAGUGAAGGAACUAAUACAAACUUGCUCCAAGGUCCAGCUAUGGAUACAGCUACUUAUUCCGAAGAUUGAAGAUGGAAAUAAUUUUGGCGUUUCUAUCCAGGAAGAGAUUCUCAACGAAGUAAAUAGGAUACAGACUGAAGCAACUUCAUUCCUUGACCAGAUCUCAAGGUAUUAUAUUACACGGGGCAAGCUUCUUUCAAAGGUCGCAAAAUAUCCACUUUUGGACGACUACCGGCAAGUCAUUAAAGAAGUAGAUGCAAAGGAAUAUGUCAGUCUACAACAGAACUCCCAUGAACUCAGAAAUUUCUAUCUGCUGCUUCUUGACUCGAUUUCAAAGAACUAUGAGAAAAUCAAGAAACCUAGAUCUAGUAACGUAGAAUCGAUGUACUAAACAUGUCGCGUCAUAUUUAUUCAUGAAAUGUUAGCUAGCUAGCACGUGUUUCA